UAUAUAGAGAUUUUUAAUUCGCACUUGUUUAUAUACUUUAAUGUUGGUUGGGUUCGGUGCGAAAUUGUAGCUUUCGUCUUCCUCCUUCAACAACAAUGCCUGUCAAAUGGGUUUUACACUGGCAGCCAAAUCAAGGCUCGACAGUAAGCAGCCAGAUCCUAAACGAAGCUACACAAUGCGUAGAGAGCAUCAAUGGUGUCAAAGAAGGAAGAUGGAAAGCUACCCUCAACUAUUACAAACCCUUGUUACGAGACCAAACCAACCAAGCCGAGUUCCCUCGUGAUUUCCUUGGGAUCUCGCUCGCUGAUCAGCCCAACAAGUACUACUUCAUCAUCAGGUCUCAGAGGAUUGUGGUUGAAGCUGAUUCGUCUAUUCAAUUGAUCAUGGAGAGGCUUCAGUCUUAUAAAUCCAAAGUUGCCCUGUACUUUGAAGGGUUUCAGUAUCAGCUUGGUGAUUUUAGAUUGAGAGUUGGUAAAGUUGUUCCUACUCAUUCUGAGAAUGUUAGAGGAAUCGUCAUGGAGGUGGAGUAUCUUCCUAUAUCAUCAAUGGAAAAGUCAAGAAAAGUGAUGGAGGAGUUCUUGGAGAUAUGGCAUGAAGCUCUGUCUAAAAGGUCGUUGCCUGGUAAGUUUGUGAACAUAGAUCUCAACUUUGGGGAGUUUGGACUUGGAGACAAUUACACUCCACAACACACCGCUGUUCGAUAUGCUCUCGUGAUGGCUCACAUGAUUGCUACGGUUCAAGCUGUGAGAGGCUAAACAAAAGACACAGCUUUG
Camelina sativa (false flax) is the source of this 773-nucleotide messenger RNA. NCBI's taxonomy places the organism in Eukaryota, Viridiplantae, Streptophyta, Magnoliopsida, Brassicales, Brassicaceae. The record is from RefSeq and is a predicted model, not a curated record.